This is a messenger RNA of Coregonus clupeaformis (lake whitefish), 5823 nucleotides long. Its product is annotated as embryonal Fyn-associated substrate-like. The record is from RefSeq and is a predicted model, not a curated record. Gene Ontology annotation, cellular component: cytoplasm; plasma membrane. NCBI's taxonomy places the organism in Eukaryota, Metazoa, Chordata, Actinopteri, Salmoniformes, Salmonidae. The transcript has 9 exons. The coding region runs from base 699 to 3707 and encodes 1002 amino acids. Gene Ontology annotation, molecular function: protein binding. Gene Ontology annotation, biological process: cell surface receptor protein tyrosine kinase signaling pathway; cell migration.
AGCAUAUAACAACUUCUUGCUUUGCCAUCUACUAACAUUAAACGUACUUAGUUGGUUACAGCAUCUCUCCUUGCCAGGUGAAAAUGGCCCAGACUCAACUCUCUGUGUGUGUGAAAGCACCUUACCCAGUCUCCCGAAUGAAAUGCUGAAGGCGGAGCUGUAAUCUUAGGUUUCUCCAUCCUCAAAAUCUUGCGCGUUUACCGCAAGACAGUCGUAUCCAAUUACGUAGUCCUUCUCCGGAGGGAGACAUAAGAGAAAAACCUCGUUUGCCACGAAUUCCCUCUACUGAAAUAAGGGAACGCUCGAUAGCUGUCUUUCUUUUCUCGAGUAUUACAUGAACUGUUUAUAUUUCAUCAAGGGAUUCUCCUUCAGUGUAAUAUGAUGAUGACAUCACAAUCUGGCCGAACUGGCUUUUCUAAGUUUCAUCUCAAGAACAGUCAACAACACUGAGCCAAGAAGAAGCAGUUCAAUCAUGCCCUCAACACAGAACAACCCUAUGGGCUUUGGUGAGCGAAGAAGGCAGGACAUCUCGCAGCCUUGAAUGAGGCUGGUGGUGUUGCCCUUGAACACAACUCAGAUCGUGUGUUUGGACUCCGCAGCAAUCCACAGUUCACCUCUUGGUUAUAGAUGGAGGACCCUGUCUGUUUGUGAGCCUGACCCAACAUUCUGACAGGAGCACUGUCUGAGGAAGAGCAAACAUGUCCCUCUCUACGGUGCUGGCGAAGGCCCUGUUUGACAAUGCAGCAGAGAGCCCUGAGGAGCUGGCCUUCCGGAAGGGGGACAUCCUGAUGGUUCUAGAACAGGAACAGGGAGGGGGUCCUGGCUGGUGGCUCUGCUCCCUCCACGGGCGCCAGGGCAUUGCACCCGCCAACCGCCUCCGCCUCCUCCACACUGCCCUGGGGUCGGACCCCCGACCCCCCAGCGAAGACUCUGUGUACCUCUCCCCUGGCCCCCUGGCCCGCACGGCAGUCUCCACGGAGGACGUAGACGGGGUCUACCGCACCCCACCUAGGCUGGGGGAGGCCCUGUACCAGAGCCCAGGGGCGGUGCCUGUCGCCUCUAGACCAGGGGUGCUCCGGCAGGCCGAGGUAGGGGGUCGCCCCCGUUCCCGCUCCAGCUCUGGUACACGCCCCCUACCCGAUUGGGACGUGGGGGUGACAGGGCGCCCGCGCUCGCCCUCCCUCCGAGGCAGAGAUACAGACUCAGCCGGGACACUUUACCAGACCCCCUCCACCCCCACGCCUCUUGGGCUCCACUACCACAGAGCACCAGGGGGUCUGGCUGGAGCCCCUGGCCCAGAGAAUGUCUACCUGGCCCCCAGUGGGAUGCCCCGGGCGGUGGGUCUAGCUCCAGAGAGGCUAGAGGACAACACCUACCUGGUCCCCAGGGAGACCGUAGCGGCCGUAGGCCACUCUGAUGGCUGUUACCUUGUCCCCAAAGGUACUGUACUGCCCAGCGAGGAGGUCUACCAGACCCCCACAGGAGGGGCAGCAGGGGUGGCCGUGGUGACCCAGGUCACCCCCAUCGCUACCAGGAUCCUGGAGGCUCAGAGCCUCACCCCUUCACAGGUUAAUGGGGGUGGGGGGGCCCCCCUCAAGCCCCUCACCCCUCAAUCCAAACUGGCACAGGACACCCCUGGAAUGAUGUACCAGACCCCCACCGCUGUGGGAGCAGGGAUUCUCAGGACUCCACCCGUCCCUGCACUGGGAUCCCCCAAACCUCAGCUGAAAGGCGUGACCCCCAAAACCCCAGGGACCCCCAGAGGUCAGGGGGGUGUACCCUCCACCCCUCCCAUCGCCAGGGGGAAGCUAGCUCCGGCUACCCCCCUCAGGGGGUCUCCAUUGCUGGCCAGACCAGGAGAGGGACAAGGCAGAGUGCCCAGGUCACCAAACUUUGCCCGUAAGCCCCCUCCUCCAGCCCCUCCAGUGAGGGGGGUCACCAGAAAAGAGUUGCCCCAGUCUGGAGCCCCUGUAUCCACCUCUAAGCCUGCCCUCUCCACUCCCCAGUCCACUCCUGUACCCUUGCAGCAGAAGAGCAAAGAUGGAAGGAUGACGUCGGAUGAAAAGAAGAAGAAUGGGCAGAAUAAGAAAGGAGAGGACAGAGCGUAUGCAGAUCCUGAUGACGAGAACCUCAAUGAACAGGUGUAUGAUACUCCUCCCAGCAGUAGGUGGCAGCGGCCAGCCCCAGCAGCGUUGUGUGACGAUGAGAACAUCUACAACACCCCCCGCUCCCUCCCCCCACACACUGACCUAGAGUCAGAGGUGUACAAUGUUCCCACCAUAAUAAUCAACACGUCAUCAGAGGAGGACGUUUACAGCAUUCCCACACUUCCUGGCCUACACCUGGCCCCGGGGGACAUGUCCACCAUCAUCCCUCUGGAGGAGACUGAGCAUGGCCAGGUCUACUCUUUCCCCGGCCCAGGGAAGAGCGCUCCGCUGGGGCUGGGUGAGGGCAGCGACCCGGGCUCCACCUCCGAGUCGGACUGUGGCAUCUACAACAUGCCUGCUCUCACCCUGGACGUCCUGCCCUCUUCGGCGAUGUCGACGUCAUCUUCCACACAUAGGUUGUCUGUAUCCAGUAAUGGGUCUGGUGACGUCCAAUGGAGAACCUCGCUUUCCAGCCUCGUCCAAUCGGUGCUGAGCUCUGCCUCGGGUACACCUGCCUCCUCAAGGGACCUGGCCACCUCAUUGGCUGAGAUCCUGUCCAUCUGGAAGUUGAGUCAACCCAGCGAGGUCCCUCCCCCUCUCCAACAGGCUUGGGCCCGCCUCUCAGACUUACUUCCUGCUUUGUCCGCCGGUGGCCACGCCCCACCGUCAGACACCCUGCUCUCUAUGGUCCAACGGGCGCUGGAGGACUCCACCAUCCUGUUACAGACCCAGGGGCGGCCCCGCCUCCCUUCCCAGGAUUCCCUCUCCCGGAGACCCCUACCAGCCCUUCCCGUAGCUGAGGUCAAACCCAUAGGGAGUGGUAUGGGACCACGCAAGAGUAGCUGGAUCCAGGAGAGACCUUUACCCCCGACCCCGCAGCCAGCAUUCCCCCUGUCCCCCGCACAACCCUCCAUUACCAUGUCCAUUACGGUAGGGCAUAGCGAUGGAGAGGAGGAGAUGGGGAACGAGUACGCAGGGAUAGGUCUGACUCCCGCCCCGGCACCACUUCCUGUGGGAGACAGUGUGGGAUACGUGAAACUGCAGGGAAAGCCAGAGCCUCCCUCAGAUGCCCAGACAGAGAAUGGGUCAAACCAGACUGUCCACACCACAGAGCCUAGGUUGAGCCCCUCCCCUCCUCUGCCCAUCUCUCUCUCUCUGGAGGACUCUGAGCUGCUGUCCUUCUAUUCGUCUCAGAGCCUGUCCCACCUCUCCUGUCUGGCCGACUCCAUCGACGUGCUCUUCAACAGUGUGCAGGGGAACCAGCCGCCCCGCGUCUUUGUUUCCCGGGGGAAGAGUUUGAUCGUGACGGCGCACAAGCUGGUGUUCAUCGGGGACACGCUCUCCCGCCUCCUGACCUCUCCUGACCUCAGGGCAAAGGUUACAACCUCAGGUGGGCGUCUGUGUCAGGCCCUGAAGGCUGUCGUUGUGGCGACAAAGGGGGCAGCACAAAACUAUCCAUCUGUCUCUGCCACCCAGGAAAUGGUGGACCGCGUGGCCGAGCUGUCCCAGCAUGCCGCAGGAUUCUCCAGCCUGCUACAGCGCCUCACAGAGAUAUCUUGACGAUGUUUCUUCAACUUCUUUUCUUGAAAUGCCUUAGUUCAGGGUUUCCCAAGGACCAAGUUUGGGAAACGCUGCCUUAAUAGUUGUUUCAAUGUGUUAUCUUUUUAAUUGAACGGUUUGACGUUGGAAGUAAGUGAUGUGAUUUUCAGUGCGGAAAGAAGAACUGAGAUAUGUGCCUCACAUUUGUUAUCGAGUUAGAUUUUGUGUGUGUGUUGUUUGGGCUUUGUUUGUUUUUAUACUUACUGACUUCUGUGCUGUUAGUAUCAACAUCCAAGCACAGUUGUCUCGUUGUGUGUCCUGAUAACUUAUUUGAUUGAUGGAUGUUUGGUUUUGCUCAUGUUUGUGACAUUGAGUGUCCCUUGUGGGUUACCGUAUUAUGGGAGACAGCCUAGUUCUGGUCAGUUGCCAUAUGUUCCUCCUCCUUUGACAUAACCAUUUGUUUUCUUAUCUUUGCAUCCUUAUUUAUUGUAAGUAACUCUCCAUCCCCCUCUCCAAAAAUAGCAAGUGAGCCUCACAUCCUGUUUGUUGAGAUGGAGGAGAACAGGGAGAACUUGAUGAAGGUGCAGGUGGUGGGUCUGUAUAUAAAUGCUGUGGCAGCAUUACUGUGUGUUUCUGCCUGGUGUUGCAUUGGAGAUUGUGUAAAACAACACUUUUAUUAUCCAUAGGAUGUUGACCAUAGGAGCUUGCAAGAUGGCACAAACCAACCUGGGACCAGGCUACUCCUUUACCCCUUCAGUUUCCUACCUUGUAGUCUGGAAGAGAGGGAUUGGAAAGCGAUUCAGAUUGGUUUAAAGUAACCUGUUGUUGAAAUGGCGCAAGAGCGGGCUCAGUCAGGGAUGUUCUUUCCCACGGUUGGGCCAUUGAGAGGGAAAAACCUGUAUGCCAACUUUUACCUGUCUACACCUGUCUCGCUUUUCAUUUCUCACUUUCUUUCCUCUCGAUUUCUCACACAUUACACCUUUAGUCACACACCACAGUCCCUUGGAUGUUGUCAAAAGGACGAGAAAGAAAGGGUUGUCUUUUGUUUUCUCUAUGCAGGUAGCUCCCAGACAGACAUGCUGGUUUACUGUUGCCUGUGCCUGUCUGUGUUUUUCUAUUCAACUCUAUUGUCAGUCAGAGCUUGUGAGGCGUCCAUAGCAGACGUGUGGGUUGCAGACUUGCCAAAUGGGGUAUUUCUGUAGUGCAUGUGUAUCUCCAUAAAGUUCAUCUUUGUCACCAUCUCCCUGCUUCAGUCAAUGUUUAAAUUAAUCUUCGGUGCCCAAACAUUGCCUCCUGUUUCGCUUCUACCUGUCUAGUUCCCUGUAGCCUCUGAUGGGCUAGGUGGAAGUAUCACCAUAUUGCUUCUUGGGCUACUCUUACCCAAUCCUCUCAGAUCCUAAUAAGUGCAUAGGGGGCUAGGGGUUGAUUGGGGCGCAGGCUUCUAGGUUUUCCUAUUGUUGAAAGACACUAAUCGCACCCUGCAAAGUCAAUGCUGCCACCCUCCCUAUUAUUGCUGUCUGACUCUAUGCAUCAGUGGUAUGUUGUUGAUAGGAGGGUCAAAUUAACAAAAAUGCAUCAGUGCCAAAAAAAGUACUAAGUAGCUUCGCCAAGCUCUGGUGUUUUGCUUUUGAGCUCCACCUAGUGGAAGGAAGCAGUGUUUCUACAGAAUGCCUGCCUUCAGUCAAAGCCGGAAGGCCUAAUAAUAGAAAAGCAUCGUCAUAAUUAAUAACAUUGUAUUUAUUGAUCUAUUUUGUUCAAGUGGCUUUGUGAUCUGCAUGGCUUUAAGUUGCUUUAUUUGUUGUAUAUGCACACAUUUAACCAGGGACGUUUUCACCUCACACCGUGAAUUCAAUUUUACUAUAAUAAUGUUUCAAAAGAACAAACGGAGAAGAGCAGUUAGUUUGAUUAAGCUAGAAUUGUAUUUUGUCUUUUUUUGUACCAGAAUGUAUUUUUGAAAGCUUUUCGUUUUGUAAUCAUGUUUUACACUAAAGUGAAUUUGUUGGGAUUGACUCCAUGGCUAAAUAAGGCAUAUGGAUCUAUCCAGUCUACACUUCAUGUAAGUUGAACACUACAAUGAUGACGGUCAUUAUGACUCUGUUCCGUUUUUAAAUGCACAAAUACAUUUUUUACAAUUACA